Messenger RNA from Ruditapes philippinarum (Manila clam), 762 nucleotides. RefSeq lists its product as uncharacterized. NCBI's taxonomy places the organism in Eukaryota, Metazoa, Mollusca, Bivalvia, Venerida, Veneridae. The transcript is spliced from 3 exons. The record is from RefSeq and is a predicted model, not a curated record. Bases 113 to 439 code for a protein of 108 amino acids.
UGCGCAUGCGUAAUUGAGUAUUCAAGUCUCAAAAAAGGCUUGAGCAAAAUAAUUCGCCAGUCCGCCUGACUGCAAGCGUAGGGAGCGUACUGUACCUUAAAGCUCAGCAAAUAUGGUUAAACAAAUUGUUGCGGCAUUAGUGAUACUGUUAGGUUUUGGCAUGGUACAUGGAGGGUUAGAGGACUUUUUAUCAAUGGCGACAAACAUUGCGGGUUCGCUAGGGACAAAAAAUUCAGGACAGAUUCCACGGGGAAACGGUUGUGUCAUAAACUGGUCGUUUCAAGGCAUGCUUGCCGGAAUAGAAUGGAAAUAUAUGGGUGUAUGUACAGACUCAUGCACACACGAAACUGAAACCGUUUUCAAACAAAGCAGAGGCGGGGCCGUGGAACACUGCCUACAAAACCUAAUGCGGAAAAUUGCGAGACAUGGAGAUUUAUAAAAAGAUGAUAGCAAAAUCCCCACACACAGAAAAACAACAACAACAAAGAGAGAGAACAGAAAUAUUAUCUUAAAUAUUCACCUUUGCAUAUGUUCUUCAAUUACCAUCUAUUUCCUACUCGGCAUGCAUUGAUUACAGUGUAAUUUGUUGCAGAAAAUAUUUUAAAAUGUGAACAGAUCGUUCUACUGCUUUUAUAUCACAUUCAUAUAAUAUUUUGUAUUAUGCAUAUCAGUAUAUAAAUGCUUUUAGUAUGUUUGUAUAUCCUUUACAUUACUUGAUUUUAAAGUUUGGCAAAUAUCAGCAGAUAUAGAUUUAAAAAUCAA